Messenger RNA from Epinephelus moara (kelp grouper), 5327 nucleotides. Its product is annotated as sarcolemmal membrane-associated protein-like. The transcript is spliced from 6 exons. Bases 69 to 998 code for a protein of 309 amino acids. Lineage: Eukaryota; Metazoa; Chordata; Actinopteri; Perciformes; Serranidae. The record is from RefSeq and is a predicted model, not a curated record. Gene Ontology annotation, cellular component: acrosomal membrane. Gene Ontology annotation, biological process: acrosome assembly; single fertilization.
AUCCCCCUUACAGAAAACAUUCUCCUCCUCCUCUCCCCACAGCCCAGCUGCGUUCUGUGCAGGAGGAGAUGGACAGCCUGGAGGAGGAGAAGGAGAGCGAGCUGGCGGAGGCCCAGGAGGAGCUGCGCGUCGCCCAGGAGGAGGUGCUCCUGCUCCAGCAGGCAGCAGAGGAGGCAGCGGCAGAGAGGGAGAACGACAUCGCAUCCCUGCAGGAGGAGCUGUGUCGCCGGCGGGCCGAGCUGCAGCGCCUCAGCGAUGAGACCCAGGAGUACGAGCUGGAGAUCACCACGCUGAGAGCCGAGAUCAGCAUGAAGAGCCAGCGCAGGGAGGUGGAGAGAAGAGAGGGUGACGUGGACCUGCUGAAGGAGGAGUGCCGUAUGCUGAGGGAGGAGUGUCAGACCCUGAAGGAGGACAACAGACGUCUCUCUGAGAGGCUGCAGCUGCUGCAGAGACAGAGGACAUGCUCCAGUGUCUACCUGUCACUGAAAGAAGAGGACGGAGGGGAGGGAACAGAGGGGAAGGAGAUGGAGACCGGCUCAGAUGAGGUCAUGACAGAGAGCUACAUGACCAUGGCUCAGUCUGGGAACUGUCGCCUGGUGGACGCCUCCAUCCAGAAGAAUAUCUCAUUCGAUGGGAAGCCAAUGACCCCAACCGGCUGGAACGGAGGCAUGGGUGAGAUCUUCUCCCUGAGGGACCAGCUCAAACAGGCAGAGGAGAAGGCCUCACAGGUUCAGAGAGAGUGUGACGGGCUGAAGAUGGAGCUGCAGGAGCUGCAGGUACUGUAUGACAGCAGUCAGAGGGAGAGAGCAGAGCUGGAGGAGGAGCUGCUGCGCUGCAAGGCAGAGCUGGAGAAGCUGUCAGGGGGGGCUCAGAUAUUCAUCCAUCCGUCUGAGCACCCUGUUCUCUCCAUCCCCUUCAUAGGAAUGAUUGUAAUAUUGGCUGUGAUCUGGUGCUGGUUGUCGGAGCUGGCGUCCCAGAGGGCAAGGGGAGUGAGGUAGGUUGGAACUCCAUUUUGACUAUCACUGCAGCCACAGCAGUGUUACUAAUGAUGACUAGCUUGUUGAGAGCUCUCGUCCGAUGUUGAUUGGAUGGGCAACAACCGCGCAGGGACAGACGUCUGCUUCAGACCAGCCCUCGUUCUCUCCUGCCAUGUCUAUAGACCGAACUGGAAUUCUCUAAAUGUGAUAGAGCUGACAGCUGUGUAGUGGAAAAUGUAUGCUAAUGAGGAAGGUACUUCAUGCACUGAGAGCGGCGCGCUCAGUCUCAUCUGAGAUUGAGGAUGAGGAUGAGUUGACCUGCAGAGAGCCCACAUGAGGACUGAUCUCACUCCACUAUAUGUAUGCUAGUGUUGUGUCACUCCUCCUCUGUGUCUGUGAAUAUUAUUUUUCUCUCGUUUAGCUAACAAUGUGAUAAAAAUGAAGGUUUUGAUUAAAUGUGUACCAAAUAGUUUUCAGUUUAUUUAACCAUUAUUUAUUUGUUUGUUUAAAUAUUGUUCAUAGUUGUCUCUGAAAAUAAUGACCAACAUGGAGUGUGAACAUUUAAUGCACUGAAGGCAAUGCAGUUUGCAUUUGUUUCUUAGUAAGUUGACUUUUAAUUAUUUGUUGCUUCCCCUCGAUUAGACCUCGGGAAAAGAAGGGACAAAAGUAUGACCUUUUAGUAUUUCCCUCUUUGCACAGAGAUGCAUUUUUAGAGUAGCCUAACCAUAUUUUAUUGUGAAUAACAAACAUGUCCUCUACCAGUACCAUCCAUUUUUUUUACAUCUUUGAUGAAUGAGUCAGACGCAAUCAGACCAAGAAUUCAUGUUGCACAUUGCUACUCUGCCCCUCUCUGCCAGAACGAAAGAAACUGUAACUGUAAAUCAACCACAUAACAAUUACCUAAUCCUCCUCCUCCAAACAAGUGACCGUGUUCCUCUCAAACCAAUUUAUCAUGAUUAAUGUCGCCAUAGUAUGAAAUUUGUCCAAUGCGUCGAAUUUAUCGUAGUGAAUAAUCACUGUUUUCUCUUAUAAAUAACAGUGGGUCAGCAUAAGAUGUUUAAACCAUCCUCACCCAUCAUGUGCACUCAAAACUCCAAAUCAUGUGUGUUCAUCGCUUUUUCAUUUAGUACAUUUGCAUGCACAGGUAUGUCGAGCUACGGUUAUAGCUUGACUGGGCCAUUUAAUUGGUCUACUGUUCUCAUCCCAGUAGUCCCAGUAUACAAGCACGGGAGGGGUAUAGAUUUUUUUACCAAGGAAGGUAUGUCCGACUUCUCUAUAGUACGUGGUGUUAUGUCCCCUUUCAGCUUGUUAGUGUCAGACUUUUUUCCAGUUGACCAAUUAGGUCACAGAUCAAACAAUCAAAAAACGUUAGUUACGGUAAGCUAGCCGCUAACUGGUACUAUGGAGGACAAUUCUAUAGCUUUGCACAUUUUGUGUGUGCUGUAAGCUUUAAUUUUAAACAGAUGAGAUGCACGCUGGAUGUAGAUUUCACCAUGUUAAUACCAGUUUACGGGGGGGGCGUGUAAACUGUGGGCAGAGCGCCUAGGCCAGUUUGGGUCCGAUUAAGUGUAUACAUGCAGGAGUAAUUCGACUCCCAAUUGCAAGAUCGAAAUUUGAUUUAGUAUGACAAGAUAGAUCGAUAGACAGGUAAUUUAUUAAUCAAAACAGGGAUCCGAGGGGAAAUUAAGGAAUAUUUUGGUCUGACUAACACAAUUAAUCAGUUUUCUCUAAUGUCAUGUAAACGUACUGAUAAAGGGGCUGUACACAUGCCGCGUUUUCUGCGCUCUCAAAUUCAUUGUUUUCAAUGUAGACGCGUGGCAGGUGCACUCAAAUGCCAGAGCAAUGCCAGAACAGUGCGCACGCAUUCCCAACAGCCUAUUUUUCAGGCCACGACGGCUGCACCCCGAGAUAAACAGUUCAAGUUUUGGAACAUGUGCAAAGGACCAACCAAUCCCAGCUGACCGAUAUCUUUCCCCUUUUCCAUAAAUAUCAGUCUGAUAAAUACGGAAAAGUUGAUCAUUAAGUGCAGAGCUGCCAGAGCUUUUCAUUUGUCCCACGGACGAUACGCCCUCACACUCUCACUAUUUACACAAGGUAAAUAGUCUAUGAUACAGUACUCGUUGAGGUUGCUUAUCAACCUCAGGAGCAACCUGCCGCCACGCUCUUGAAAGCUGGCUCAAAAAAGGCACAAAAGUAGCGCCCAGCACACGACCUUUUGGUUCCAAGCGGUUAAAGACGCAGCAUUUGUACGGCCCCUAACAGCAAGGACACUCUACACAAACCGACCAGUAACGCCAUGUUACUUUCAUCCCUCACCUUUCUCCGUCAACUUGACCCUGGCUAGCACCAAAGAUAGGCUAGCAUGAUAAACCUUCACUGACAGUUAUUGAUAGGACUAACAGGUCAUAGAGAUUUACGGUCUUCAACAAAUAAAAAUUGCCUUAGUUUUUACUUAAUGAGUAAAAAAUCAGUUUUAAUGCUGUAACUCUACCAGAACUGAUUGGAUUGGACUGGUUUUCGGCUGCUUACUCAAUAGCAGGGUGUACUUCCUGUGCACUAGUUCCUGACUUUUGUAUUACAAGAGAAAAGGUCUUUGUAGCAGCAGCCUCCCUGAUGCUUUUGUCCCUGUUCUCCCCUGCUACAAUUAAAUUCUACAUACUGCACAACUGGAUUAAAUUCCAUAAAAAUAAAUGAAUUAACAUCAUUGUACCAUCACCAACUAUCCUGCCACUGUAUUUCUGCCCCACACAACUUUUGGAACAUCAAAUUGAUGUUCUUUCCAUUGUAAACACCAAUGAUAUGCUAUUACUAACUAAACACCUGUCAAUCUAAGCUCAGUGUAUAAGGCUGAUGUUUAACCCCCCCCCCCGUGGGUGGAUCCAGCUCUUCUUCACAGUGUCGUUCGGUUCUGUGCUUUGCUCCAGGCUCUGUCACUUCCUCCUGCCUCUCAUCCGUCUUGUGUCUGACUCUGAAAUCAAACGACUCCCACCUUCCUCUUUAAUUAUCAGUUAACCAAGAUGCCGGAAAAUCAGCACGGUACUUCUGAUUCAUCCUACCUGCCCACAGCUCACUUUGAAAAUCUGAAAUCUAAACACCCACAGCUGCAUUGUUACACUUAACAAUAUGGUUUGCUGUAGUUGUGUUAUGUGCUUGUGAAGGUAGCUCAGCAACUUUGGGAACAAAUUGUAGGAUAAUUGAGGUCUAGUCUGUUUUUUAACAUUUAAAUGUGGGGAAAUAAACGUUUGUUCCUCUCUUGCAGGAUUUUAACGGCUAGUGUAUCUUUAGAUUUACGAUGAUCGCAGGUUGUUUCAGGUACGCAGUGUGAGAAUGUUGACUGCCAGCGUUUACUGACAACACUCUUCAUAUGACAAACUGCAGAUCUGAUAAACACCAUUUGACAUCUGGUCACACUUUGAUUAAACCACUGAUCAGUCUUAAGUGAAAGAUCAAAGUUAGUUAGCUGUGUGAAAUCGAUAUGGAUCCAAAACAUGUAAAUAGGAAGCUGUCAGAAAAAGUUUAAGUAUUAAUUACAAAAAAUGUCUGUAUAUGUGGAAGGACUCUGAUUAUUGUUUACAUUUGUGAGACGUUUUUUUGUGAAGAAAAGCAUGCUAGAAAAACACAUAGAAGCACAAUAUAUAAGUUAUGUUGAUUCUUUGUAUUUCAUGUAAAUAGCUCCGACACAAAGUACUAUGGGAGAGAAAUUUCUUAAAUCCAUUUGUACUAGCUUUGUAGAAAGUUUAUCUAUUUUGAAAGAGCAUCGUAUAUUUGAUAGCCAAAUUAUAUGCCGUGUAAAUGUUUAUUUAUGGUGACGUUAUUCAGAAGGAACUGCUAGCAUCGCUGAUCAUUCCCAGUACCUCUUUGGCGUAGUCAUCGCAUGCAUUCAGACUGCAUUUGACCUUAGUUGCUAGAUAGAGCAAUAUGACUCAUUAAUUUUCAGAGAUGUAUUCAAAUCUUCUUUCUGAAACAUUUGUCAUUAAACAGAACCUUGAUAAGCAACGUCUGACUGAUGUUAUUUCUGCAUUUGUAAACACAUAGAGGGACGUGAUGUGCCACUGGACUGCAAAUGUCUGUUUUAAAUCUGAUCUGGUUGCAAUAGAAAUUAAAUCCCUGUUGACUGCAAUGGUACACAUGAAUGUCGUCUCAUUCAGAUCAUUAUCUUUUAUUAUUUCCUGAAUAUUUACUUCAUCACAGCUCCACAAGCUUCUCUAUUGCACUGUUGUUCUCAGCUUGUUGCUUUACAUAUUGACAGCAUUGUUGUUUUCGAUAUAGUUGUGGCUAUUUUGUUACCUGGAGGUCUAUUUUGUACUGUAAAUGACUUGAGAAAAUAAAUAUACCCGCCCCACAUGAUGU